AUGUCGUCGUCAAGGCAAAAGUCGUUCUUUGAGCAAGACCACAGCUCCAAGUCGAAACGAUGGCAGGGCAAUCGCAGCUUCGACAAGAAGCCCUUGACCAACGAGGCCACCGCUAGACCCGUACCUCCGACAAAGCCUCCAAUUCAGCCUUCGACCGAGACAAAAUCAAAGUUGAAGGCCUUCGAGUUCGCCCGCCACCCUGACAAGGAAAACCCAUCCUCCAUCGCUGCUCCACUGUCACCUGUCAAGCAACCCCAACCGCCAUCUUCACCCACUAAAGUUGCACCCUCGACCCCGGCCAUGCGCCUACCUCUUGCUGAUCUUAUUGGAAACGCCGAGGACGCUUUACGAAGACCCACGCCGCAAGAAGAGUCGCCCAUCGAGGAGAUUGGUUGGAUAGCAAAUAGCUCACACCCAGACUUGACUCCCCGCCAACGGAGGAGACGCCCGCAAAGUUCAUCGCCUGUCACUUCGUCUCAGAACGAUGCAUCCGAUCUUCCCAACGCCAAUCUUCCACAAUCUGCCUUCAAGACUCCAAGAGCCGACCCGGCGGCCGAACUGUGGACGCGAUAUGCCACCGCCAGGAACCCUGAUGACACGCCCAUCGAGAAACGCAUGCCUUCGUUAGCACACCUCAUGAACGACUCAUCGCCUCGAUCGGCUCCUCGAACACCUGGUGGUAGCGUUGGUGGCUUGAGGAGAUGGGCAAGCUGUGGUCUUGAAUUCCCCUCCUCUCGAGUCAAGCGACGCCGCGUCAAUGGAAUCUUCCGCGACAACAACAAUCCUCAGGACCCAUCCAUCGCGAAACCUCUGUCACGAGUCGGCAUGUUGGUCGAAAAAGUCCAGGAAUCUCUCGCCCAUAAAGACAUUCCCUCGAGUUCUUCACCUUUGCCUGACAAGGGCGAAUUCCCAACCAUACACAGGCCUAUGUCAGACCAUCAAAGAUCACAACCCCUUUCGGCACGUUCGUCACAACAGUAUUCUUACCAGCACGAAGAUGCCGAAUUUGACGACACUGACAUCACAUUGGAUGAUAUGGUCGAGAUUCAACAAAACAACAUCACUCAGAAUAACUCCAUGACCAGUACGACGAUAAUGAACACUAUUGACGAGGAUGACGAUGAGUUCGGCGACGACUUCGGUGAUGAUCUCGACGAUGAUGAGAUAGAAAAUGCCGUUUCCUUUUUCGAAAGCAGACCUGGUACCUCUAAUGGCCAAUUUCUCUCGCAACAAAACACAUGUACGAUAGCGCAGCCUGACCAACCACCGCCGACACCGUUAGCACCACCGCCUCAACGACUACAAGAACAAGUACGGCCACAGACUUUUGAUCUUACUGGCUUCUCAGACGACGACGAUGAUGACGACGAGUUUGGUGGUUCCGACCUCGAUGAAGAACAACUUGUUCAGGCUGAAAUGGAUGCUACCCAAGCGUUGGAAGCGAGUACAAGUGCUAGUUCUACUACUCAAAAGUCGCGCGCCAUUCAACGGUACUUGGUGAAGCAAGUUAUAGACGGCCAGUACACCGAUCCUCGUGGUCGUCAACAAGCCGAAAAGGUUUUGUUUGUUGAGGAUGAGGUACAGAAGCAGAACAAAUCCAUCACCCUCAGACAAUCAUGGCUUGAAACCCACUGCGCUCCUGGCUCCUACGUGCAUGUUGUUGGCCGCUUCAACAAGCUUGGCCAAAUCACUGUUGACGACGCCGAGAACUUGAUCAUCGUUCAUCCCGACCAUCUCAUCUCGGCCACUGUCGUCGCUGAUUCCUUCGAGUGCAUCCGCCGAGCCGUGCUCCAAGACAGAGUCAAAGCAACUAGCCGCUCCAGCGAACCUUCGGUUUAUGGAUCGAUGCUCCAUGAGAUCUUCCAGGAAGCAAUGAAGACAAACCAAUGGGAUCAGGAUUCACUCGACGAACUUGUCGGCAAGACAGUAGGUAAGUACCUGGAGAGCUUGUUCGAGCUCGACCACAAAGACACGAACAAGGCAUAUGAGCAUCUCAAGAGCAAGAUGCCUGAAAUGAGCGCUUGGGCCAAAGUCUUCGUCAAAGCCAAGCCUGGUCCCGAUGCUCUAGCCGAAGACAGAGGUGGCAAGAAGAUUCGUGUCAGCAUCACCAAACUGCUCGAUGUUGAAGAGCAUGUAUGGUCGCCAACCUACGGUCUGAAAGGCAACAUCGACGCCACUGUCCAGGUUCUCAUGGAGGACGACCAAGGCAAGCGAGCCUUGACUGUACCUUUCGAAGUCAAGACCGGACGCAAUACCACGAACACUUCGCAUCGCGCGCAAACAGCGCUGUACACUCUUCUGCUAUCUGACCGAUACGACCUUGAUGUCAUUUAUGGCUUGCUGUACUACAUGGAGAACUCCAGCGUUACACGCAUCCCAGCGAUACGCCACGAAUUACGCCACAUGAUCAUGCAACGAAACGAGCUUGCUUGCUAUGUUCGUGAGCGUCUUCAGCUACCGCCUAUGAUCCAGGAUGAGCGCAAGUGUGGAAGAUGUUACGCCAAAACAGAAUGCUUUCUCUACCACAAACUUGCAGAGGACGGUACAACGGAGACUGCCGGUGUCAAGGAGAAGUUCAACGAGCUUGUCGGCAGAUUGCAGCCUGUUCAUCAAGACUUCUUCAAGAAAUGGGAUAAUCUUCUGACCAAGGAGGAGUCUGAGCUGAUGAAGUUCCGACGCGAACUUUGGACCAUGCUGAGUACUGAGCGUGAGAAGCUUGGUCGCUGCUUUUCCGAAGUGGUCAUCGAGAAAGGUUCCAUGAGAGAACUCAACGAUAUGACCAAGAUAAACCGAUACCGCUACACCCUCGUCAAGAAGGAGCCACCACCGGGCUUCUCUUUCACUGAGUCCCAAAUCACCAUCGGAGAGCCAAUUGUCAUAUCUAGUGAGAAGGGUCACUUUGCACUCGCCAAUGGUUAUGUGACCAAAGUGUCCAGAGGACGUAUCACGGUCGCUGUCGAUAGACGACUCCACAACGCACGUCAGAAGCAAGCCGACUUCGACACCAACACAAAUCAAACAUUCUCAGGCAUAAUGGAGGCGGGAAGAGAAGACGAACCCAGUCAGAAUGCUCAAGGUGUUGAAGAAACACCCAUUGUGUAUCGCCUCGACAAGGACGAGUUCAGUAAUGGCAUGGCCACUGUUCGCAACAACCUUCUAGCAUUGAUGGAUGACAACGUUUUCCACUGUGCAGACUUGCGCAAGCUCAUCGUUGAAGAUACUGCCCCAGUAUUCAAGCCUGAGCCUGCGGCUUACGCGCUGUCUGGGCCAGCCAGCCAGCUUCAGAUCAACAAGGACCAACGCGCUGCUAUUGACAAAGUCAUGUCUGCCAAAGACUAUGCCCUUGUACUCGGCAUGCCAGGUACCGGAAAGACGACCACUAUCGCUCACAUUAUCAGAGCCUUGGUAGCUCGUGGCAAGAGUGUGCUUCUGACUUCAUACACUCAUACCGCUGUGGACAACAUUCUACUGAAGCUGCGAGAUUCGGAUGCUUCUAUCCUGCGUCUGGGUACCUUAGCAAAGAUUCAUCCCGAGGUACAGGAGUUUGCCCAUCUGGCAGCGACUCCCAAGCAAAGUAUGGAAGAGUUGGAAGACACGUAUAUGAAACCUCAAGUUGUUGCAACGACUUGUCUAGGUGUCAAUCAUCAACUCUUCCAGAAGAGAGUCUUCGAUUACUGUAUUGUGGAUGAAGCCUCACAGAUCACUCUCCCGGUUUGCCUCGGACCUAUCCGCAUGGCAAACACGUUCGUUCUCGUUGGAGACCAUUACCAACUUCCUCCUCUGGUCCAAAACCGCGAGGCUCAAGAAGGUGGUCUCGAUAUAAGUCUCUUCAAGCUUUUAUCUGAUCGACACCCAGAAAGUGUGGUCAACUUGGAACACCAGUACCGCAUGUGCGAAGAGGUCCAGUUGCUGUCCAAGACCUUGAUCUACUCUGGUCGACUGAAAUGCGGCAACGAAGCUGUUGCUUCUCGAACCCUCAAGAUUCCCACUCCUGACGGUAUAAUGAGAUACCACUCCGAACCCCAGGGUUCUUGGUCUUUGGAUCGAAACCUCUGUUUGGGUCCAGCCCAAGGCAAUUGCUGGAUCUCAGACCUCCUCUCACCAUCUCGAAAGGUAGUCUUUGCAAACACAGACACUCUUUGUCCAGUACCGAAAGAAACAGCGGUCGGCUCUCGCAUCGUCAACGCGACUGAAGCUCAACUUCUUACACAACUUGUCCUCUCGUUGAUAGCUCAGGGCGUUCCUCCGAACGAAAUCGGAGUCAUAGCCUUCUACCGCUCUCAGCUUGCCCUGCUGCGUCAGCUGCUGAAGUCACACCCAGAAGCCUCGGGCGUAGAAAUGCACACGGCAGACAAGUUCCAAGGUCGCGACAAAGAAGUCGUAUUCAUCUCUUGCGUACGCAGCAACGACACUGGAAACGUCGGCGAUCUGCUGCGGGACUGGAGACGCCUCAACGUCGCCUUUACACGCGCCAGAAGCAAGAUGGUCGUCCUGGGCAGCAAAGAAACACUGUCCUCCAACGAACUCCUCGACAAGUUCCUCAAACUCGUCGAAAGCAAAGGAUGGAUAUACAAUCUCCCAAAACUAGCAGAGCGCGGCCACAAUUUCCAAGAUGUACUAGGUGUGAGUCUGGCAACGCAAAAGACUCCUGCCAAAUCACCUUGCAAAAGAGACUUCCUUGCUGGCGUCGAGGAAGCUGAAGGUUCAAAGAAACGCAGACGUAAUCCUCAUGCCCAACGUAAAGGCAUCGAAGACUUUCUUUCUGGUUCUCCGGGAACGAAAAGUGUGUAUCAGAGAGACAACUCGAAGACCAACAAACCUUUCAAAGUGCCAGAGAAGGUUGGCAAAGUGGGGACGAAAGUGCUGUUUGGGAAAGAGCAGUCAAGCGGUAAGAGACCCGUUCUUAUGGACAUUGUCAAUGAUGCUUUGGGCGGAAUUGAGUAG
Aureobasidium uvarum is the source of this 4944-nucleotide messenger RNA. The record is from the annotation of a GenBank genome assembly. NCBI's taxonomy places the organism in Eukaryota, Fungi, Ascomycota, Dothideomycetes, Dothideales, Saccotheciaceae.